Messenger RNA from Lucilia sericata (common green bottle fly), 1877 nucleotides. RefSeq lists its product as uncharacterized. Bases 264 to 1799 code for a protein of 511 amino acids. The record is from RefSeq and is a predicted model, not a curated record. The transcript is spliced from 5 exons. NCBI's taxonomy places the organism in Eukaryota, Metazoa, Arthropoda, Insecta, Diptera, Calliphoridae.
AUUUAUGCAAAUUGUCAUCUUCUGUUUUGUAUUUCUCUUCAAAAACAGCAACACUAAUCCACUUCUUUGAUCUGAUACGAUCAAGGAUAAAUUUAAAAUUAUUUCAGUUUUUUUUAUAAUUAAUUUCUAGCACAAAUACCUUUUACGAAUAUUAAUAAUUUUGAACUUUUAUCAUCAUAUAAAUAUUGGCACUUGUUGCUAGUUAAAGACAGAAAACAUUCAUUUGUUAAACAUACAACAUUAUACAAUAAUCAUAAAAUACAAUGCGUGCCUUUAUUGUUCUUUGCUGCUUGGCUACUGCUUAUGCUGCCAGUUUGGGCUAUGAUUACGAAAGACAAUCCGGUGGUGUAAGCUCUGGUGGUUUUGGUGGUGCCCCCUCUGGUGGUUUUGGUGGCGCCCCCUCUGGUGGUUUUGGUGGCGCCCCCUCUGGUGGAUUUGGUGGUGAUCAAGGAUUUCAAUCUGGCCCUGCUGGCGGCAGUGAUUAUAGUGCUCCUGCUCCUGCUGAAUUUGAAAAGGAAUUCUUCACCUACUCUGCCCCCGAAGGUGCUUUCGAUGACAACAGUGGCAACCAACAACUCGGCAAUGUAAAACGUGGCUUGCGUGUCAUCUUCAUCAAGGGCCCUGAAAACUCCGGUCUUGAAAAUGCUGCCCUUCAAUUGGCCAAAUCUGCCGGUGAACAACGUACUGCCAUCUAUGUUCUCAACAAACAAGCCGAUAUUGGAGACUUGGCCAACAAAUUGAACAACUUGAACAAGAACAAUGCCAACAAACCAGAAGUACACUUUGUUAAAUACCGCACUCCCGCUGAUGCCGAAAAUGCCCAACGUGCCAUCCAAGGUCAAUAUGAAGGUUUGGGCGGUAAAUCUAGCAGCCACAAUGGUGGUGUUGCUCCUGUGUUGGACUUUGCUUCCAAAGCUCCCGUAAGCAGCCAUGGUGGUUAUCAAUCUGAACCCGCUAACGCUUACUUGCCAGCCAACAAGCGCGUUGAAUUCAAAGGAAAAUUAUUUAUAUUUGUUAUAUUUUUAAUACAAAUUUGUUCGGAAGUACAAGCAGCUACUAAAACUAUUGAUUUAAAUACGCGCUCUUCAAACAAAAAUAAAUACCUGCCGCCACUUACAACAAACAACAAUAAUAAUGUUAAUAAAUCAUUGCAACAAACCAAAAUCUACACUACCAAAUCCCAACGUUCUAUUGAUAAUUUCAACACGAGGCCAGAAUUGAAAACCACAAAAUUUCCAAUAAACCCUUCUUACCCACCGCUAAUUACUUCUUAUGAUCCACCACCAUCGGGUUUGGUUUCACACAGCAAUAUUCAAUUACCUUUUAGUCAUUCAGUAAAAUUACCGCUUUUAUUGCCAAAAACUGAAAAACCAAAUGAUUUUACUAAACAUCCCGGCUUUAGUUUACCAAACAUGGCCAGCGAAGAAAUUGACUUGGAAGGUUCAGCACCCAUGUUAAUGAUUGAAGAACCAGCUGCUGUUAUACUACAACCUCAAUACAAUAAAACCAUAGAAGCUGCUAAAGUAUUAGCUUCAGCUUUUCUGGAAGCUAGCGGUGAUGCUUCAACAGAUACUGCUAGUACUGAAAGUAAAAAUCAAUCAAAUUCCACCGAUGUUUUUAUAGUUAAAACACAAAAGAAAGCCUAUAUAAUACCUACACAUUUAAAAAAAGCCACAAAACCAUCUGGUGUCGAUGACCUUUAUCCAUUGCGUGAUCAGUUCGAGAAGGCAUAUACCAUUAACCAAUUCAUAUUUGUUAUUAAACCAGAAAAAAUCAAUUUUCUCAAUAAACUAGUUUAGUAAAAGUUUGUUGUAGUAAAUAUCUAUCUUAGUAUGUAUUAAGUUUGUUAGGUAAUUUAAAUAAGUAAAAUAUUUUUU